Messenger RNA from Durusdinium trenchii, 6573 nucleotides. The record is from the annotation of a GenBank genome assembly. NCBI's taxonomy places the organism in Eukaryota, Dinophyceae, Suessiales, Symbiodiniaceae.
AUGGCCACAGCACAGGUGAGUGCUGUGGAGGCGGAGGUGGACAUGAAGAUGAGAGCGGACAUGGAACCAGCGCUGGUGGGCACAGCCACCAGGCUCAUGGCAGUGAUGGUGGGCACAGUCAUGACGCCCAUGGUCCCAGUCAUGGCGCUCAUCAGGGCCAUGGGCACAGUCAUGAGGGCAAGGGUGAGUGCUGUGGAGGCCAUGGAGAUGGACAUGAAGCUCAUGAGAGCCACGGCGGCCAUGGAGAUGGCCAUUAGUUGUGAUGAACUGGGGUGCCUCGUGGUGCGCGAGCAACUCAGCGUGCCAAAGUGCCGCGAGAAGCGUAACGCUUCGUGCGAGACAACAGUCAUGGUCUGCGCGAACCUGAAACCCAGCCCGGUCGAAUCGUGGCGUUCACGGCCCUGUUCACCAGUGGGGAUCAUCCACACCCUCAUCAUCCGGGACUUGGGGGUGCAGAAGAGCCAGUUCACAACUCCUGGGCUCCGCGAUGGGGCGACCCUUUUGCCCUCCAUCCAUCGCAGUGUGGAAGUGAUGGCAGCUAUUGCUGGCACGAAUGCUGUCCUAACUCCUGCGAUGGAGGUGGCUGGACCGUGGCGUACUCCGCCAACCACUGCCAGUCAUGGCAAUGUACGACAGAUCUCUUGCACGGGUCCCAAGUCCGACCUUUGUGGCACUCGACUGAGCUCUUCCAACUUCGUGGGUCGUGGGUACCAUUCCAUCCGCAUCAAGGCGGCAGCGGGUCCAGGAGUGGUCUCCACCUUUUAUCUCUCCAACAAUGGGGGCCUUUACGACAAGACAAAAACACAUCCGUGGGUGGAGCUCGACUUUGAGAUCAUGGGCAACAUGGCAGGAGGGCAUUCGCGGAUCUGGACGAACAUGUUCACCGACAUCGCCGUGGAGCACAACGAUUGGAUUACGGUGCCCUUCGACGUCUCGGCGGAUGUACAUGAGUAUGGGUUUGAGCUCUCUGACAACUCCAUCGCCUUCAAGGUGGAUGGCGUGGCCUAUCGCACCGUGGACAUCCGGAACCACCAGGAACACCGCCGUUUGCCGCGUGUCCCGGGCGGUGCGACCGCGUCGCUUUGUCCUUUCGUUGCCACUAGUUGGCAGCGGAGCCCCGAUCUGGGGCGCGCCAUGGCUUGGAGUCCGCAAUUGCUGCGACGAGCUCGGCCGGGCGCCGGCGGCGGCGUCGCUCCACGUCCUCGACCCCCUCAUGAACAAGUUCGUGGGCCGCUGCACUUCGACAUGGCUGCCGAGUCGGACGAGGACCUUGAGUUCGAUGCCCCACCGCAUGCUACCACUGCGCAACUGUUGAGUACCUCCGACCCGGAAGUGAUCUUCAUGGGCUCCGACGAAGGUCUCCAGGACAUGGAUGACGAUGGACCAGUGGGUGACUCCUUUGGACGUCCCAAUUUGGCACCUCUCCAUGAGCGCUUUGUUGAUGAGAUGCCGGAUGGCCAGUUCGACCUAUUUGGUGACGAACCUGUUCAUUCCCGAGCCUCUCGAGGCGAUGAACAGCACCAAGAAGAGCACGCAGAGAGUGAGCAGCCAACCAACGAUCCUGUGCUGCCAGACGAGGCAGCCGAGAUGCCUGAGAACCCAUACCACUUUGAGGAGGAACCUCAACGAACUCCUGUACGACCUUCUCGACCUCCGUCGAUGGCUGCUUCACAACGUGCGACACCCGGACCUGCAUUGCAAGAUCCCAUCGACCAACUCAGCAAGGCAUUGGCCAAGCUCAUCAAGAAGGGCAAUUCUUCAGAAGCCUCAUGGAAUUCCAUGAUGGGACCCUCCAAGGGGAUCAAGUUCCGUGGAGGCGCAGCUCCUGCUCCACCGAAGUGGUACUUCAACCCUGAAGAUGUCCGCGCCUACGACCGCUAUGAGCGGAAGGUACUUCUGUGGGAGAUGCAGGCCAGACACUUCAUGUCGCAAGCUGAGAUUGGUUUGACCCUGUACGCAUCCCUGCAGGGAGAAGCAGAACAGCAACUCGAGUUUUUGGAGAUGAGUGAAGUCUACUCCAAGACUGGGGUCAAGACCAUCCUCGGCCUCCUCAAGAGCGCUUUCCAACAAAAGCAAGUUUACGUGAAGCGCCACUACCUCCACACCUACGAAAACAUCAGCCGCUUCGGCUCAGAGUCCUUACGGACUUUCAUCAACCGGUACAAACGUACCGAACUGGCUCUGAAAGCCGUCGGCGUGGACAUUGCUCUGUCCUACGAUGCUGAAGCAAGAGGCAGCCGUCUGUUGGACCGCUGCCGGUUGAGCCAAGAUCAACAACGACUGGUUCUAGUAGGCACGAACCAGGACAUGAGCGUCGAUGCGAUCGGAUCGGCCCUGGUCAUGCAAUUUCCAGAUUACAGGCCUCCACCUCCGAUCAUCCAAGCCUACCAGAGCUCAAAAGGACCAGGCGGGAAAGGUUUUCCGUCGAAGCACUUCUCGAGCGGAACUACUUCCUCGAGUAUGUCUUCGGCAAGCACAGCUCCGACCUCGGCUUCCUCCUACCGCAAGGGCGAUGGGAAGAAUAGACCGAGGCGUGUUUUCCAGACGGUCAACGAGACCAUGGAUGGCUCGCCAGAUGGCGAGGCAGAGGAUCCACCUGCUCCUGAGGAUCCUUCUUUUUAUUUUGAAGAGCUGGCCAACGAAGAGGAUGCUGGUGACGACAUCGACGGCACCGAUGACAACCAUGGUGCCGAAGAUGUGGAACAUCUGAUGCAAGUGCUCACCGUCACGGCUCGCAAGCUCGCGGCCAUGAACCAAGGCCGCAAAUUCAGGAAUGCUCCAAAGAAAUCCAUCGAAGCCUGCACUGUCUCCGCCAAAAAGGGCAAAGGCAGCGGCAAGAGCAAAGCAGCCUCCAGCUCAAGUCAUGUUUGUGUUUUUGGAGUACGUGUUUUAGCAGCAGACAUUCCGUUUUUGGGCAGCCUUUCGGUCAUGCACAAGUUGUCAUUGACGUUGGAUUUCGCCAACCAGAUCGCCGUGAACAUGAAGUCAUCAUUUUGCCACCGCCUGCAGCUUUUGGGACAGCUGAUCUCGAGCCCGCUGACCUUCCUCAGACCGUCCUUCAUGCACGACGGGCCAGCGACAUCGGCAGAGAAGUCAUGGGCCAGCUUGGUGAAAAGGCUGAUCCGCCUGACCAUGAGCGUGUGGACGCAAAUGGCGGCCUCAGUCAAGAUGGGCAUCAUGCCGCUCGAGCAGUACAAGGCAAUGCUAGCCUACGGCACCAAGAAGCUCAGCAAGAAUGCCAACACCGGCAAGGGUGGACAGGCCAAGGCCUCCAAGGACAAGAAGAUCGUUCCGACACCGGCAAGUCCACCACCGCCAAGUCGACCGGCAUCUUCGUCACAGAGCUACAGCACGGGCGCCGAGCUGAUGCUCGCACCUCCGAAGGGCAAGACAAGCAAAGCCAGCCGCAUGGGCUAUGCUCCGACCAAUCCAUUCGGCAAGACACCAACAUGCAAUCACCCGGACUUCAUCCGCCGCUACGGCAACGGAUGGGGCAACUUCGCAAGGUGCAAAGCAUGCUACCAGAGGUGGCGCUGGAACGACGCGGAAGGCGUCUGGAAGUCGGAUGGCUUUUGCUCCAAACCCUCGCACUCGCCGCAGUCACCUUGGACGGCGGUGGAAUCGAUCACUCAGGUCUACGCGGAGCCCUUGAUGCUGGUGCCAGAGGAGACUAUGCCUGACAGCAGCAGCGCUCCAAGACUUCGAUGUCCUGAUGGACAACGCCAGCACCUUCGGCACCCUUCACAGUCACAGUCGCAUCUUAAGCUGGGACUCCGGAAGCGACUGAGCGGCAACAUGGCAAAGAAUGUCAAGACCUUGGAGAAUGAGGUGAACGUGCUCGACCACAUGCCCUACAAGGAGAUCAUAAAGAACAAGGUCGACCUCCUCGAGCUCUACAGCGGCGCUGCAAGACCAACGGCUUUGGCAAAGCAGCAUGGAUUGACUUCGCUCCAACCCUUUGAGAAGGACGAUGGCUAUGACCUGAACGAACUCUAUGAACUUCGUCAGGCAGACCUGGAUGGACUGCGAUUCGCCAUACAACGGUGCCUUCAACAGCUCACCAACGGUGAUCUCUUCUUCCUCGAGAACCCGCUCCGUAGCAGGCUCUGGGAUCAACCGGAGGUUCUUCGAUUGGCACAGCACCCGGACGUCAUCAAGGGCAGUUGCGACUCUGGUGCAUAUGGCGCUACUGACAAAGACGGCUAUGUGAUCAUCAAGUCCUUCGGCUGCCUCACCAAUUCCACUGAGAUUGCCAACGAACUCUCCUGCCGCAUGACCAAGGAGGAGAAGACACAAGCGAGGCCGCUUGAAGGCCAACGGGUGACAGAUUCACAAGUCUACCCUGUGAAAAUGGUCCACGCGAUGCUUCGUGGCCUACGAGCUGAAGCACAACGACGUUAUCCUGCACGAUUUCAACCUGUGCACUGGGUCCUAUAUGCUCAACCGGUCCACGAUGAACAACGCUGGACUCAAGCACUGGACAUGGUGAAGAAGUUGUUCGGCAACACGUCAGCCCGGACAAUAACACUCAAGCCCUCCAGCGAGAUCUACCAGAUCGUCAGCCUCAAGACUGACGUCAGCUUUCCUGGACUACCUGCCGGAAUUCCUCGAGAAGUUCAAGCUUCAGUGGCUCGACUACAUGUGAACGCCGGACAUCCAGCCCGACAAGAGAUGAUCCGCCUUCUGACGAUGCACGGGGCUAUCACUUCUCAGAUCCUCUCCUGCAUCGACCACCUUCAAUGCGGAUCAUGCAAGAGGACACAACUUCCUCAGCAAUCUCGUCCAGCAGCCAUACCGACCAUGUCAGGCCAGUUCGGCGAUCGACUUCAAAUUGACCGCUACUGGGUGAGAGAUCUCACUGGCGCCAAUCACUGCUUCCUCGGCAUUGUCGACAUGGCCACGAACUACCAGCAGACGAUUCGGCUAACUGGACAAGGCGCCAAAGAUGUCUACCACGCCCUCUGCCAAGUUUGGUUCAAGCCUUUUGGACAUCCUCUGGUCAUCGAAGCUGACGACGACCGGAACUUUGAGGGCGAGUUCAAAGAGCGCAUCGAAGGCUUUGGCACACACCUUCUCAUUGCGCCGGCUGAGGCACACUGGAGAAUCGGGAGCAUCGAGCGUAAGAACGCCAUCUUGCGCUCCACAAUGGAAAAGAUGAUUGAUGAGUAUGGAGUCACACAUCCAGAGAUGCUCGAUGACAUCGCCCUGGCCGCCACCCAGGCGAUCAACAGUUCAGUCACCUCCAAGGGGCGCACGCCCUAUCAGGCUGUCUUCGGCCGCUUGCCAAGGUUUCCUGGUGACAUCCUUGGUGAUGAACGUGCACUCCUGGCCAACUACGACGCUGUCUAUGCGGAGGAGAUGAGAAGCCACGCUCUGCGCAUCAUCGCAGAGACGAGAGCAUCACAUGCAGUUCGAAGAGCCCUCCUACGAAAGACAGCGCCAUCUCGUGAAGAAGCUCGGGCUAUCCUACCUGGCUCUAUGGCAGCAUACUGGAGAUGGCAAAAGAAGUCAAAGGGGCGCAAACGUGGAGGCUAUGUCCUGGCGCGACUGAUGAGCCACGACCCUGACAACAAGAGCGCCUGGCUUCACAAUGGCAACAGUGUGGUUCAAGCCACCUAUGAACAGAUUCGGCCAGCAUUUGGCAUUGAGAACUGGUGCCCUUCAUCACAGGACAUUCAGAUGCUGCGAGACGGCAGUACUAGACUGCAGAAGGGGCUAUGGCAAGAUGAACGUGGACCACCACCUCCUCGUCUCGAAGCACCAGCACCUGAAGUUGAACUUGAACGGGCUGAGCCAAUACCUGAUCUGGUGAUGCCUCUGGCACUGAAACCGUCACCAGCAACACCGGCUCCAAUUCCAAAGACUCCUGAGCUACCACGACCUCAACCGAUGGUCUACUCUCCGACCUUCAAGCAACAGAAUGUUCAGGCCAAUUCAAUGGAUGAGACGGCCGACAGAGCCACCUACAUCAACAGCUACAUCAGCGAGCUCCUCUAUGAGGACUAUGUGCUCGGCCAAUGCCACUUGGCCCAACUCCAGGUGACCGAUUGCCGGUCCCUCUACGAUGCACUUCUGAGCCCGAAUCCGGCCCUGAGUGAGAAGCGCACGAUCAUCACCGUGCGGUCGAUCCAGGAGCAUGUGGACGCAAAAAGCGUCCGGUGGACACCCACCAAUGUCAUGUGGGCUGACUGCCUCACGAAGGCCAGCGUGGAGCUGAUCUCCACUUUUCAGCAGUGGAUGGAAUGGCCGGUGUGCACGAUCGUCGACCCAAAAGAAAAAUACACCAGUGUGAAUUUCACGGUUCUGCAUUCCCCAGUCUGGGGGAAGUCCGCCUCAGAUCCCGGCGAGGGCAUCAUGGAGUUCCGGAAUGCCAUGGGUCUGCUGAACGGCCACUGGGGCCACUGUGUCGGAGUGUUUGUUUUUCGACGCGAAAAUGUCUGUAUUGGUGUGCUCUUGCAGGUGUGGGAUGCUUUUGCAGGUUGGUUUAUCUGGUUUUUUGGGGGGCUCCAUAAAACCGAUGUUCGCGGGCGAGGGCGUGAAACAGGGCGGUGCUGGCAGUGCGGCGAACCAUGA